Spodoptera littoralis (African cotton leafworm) is the source of this 1156-nucleotide messenger RNA. Lineage: Eukaryota; Metazoa; Arthropoda; Insecta; Lepidoptera; Noctuidae. The record is from the annotation of a GenBank genome assembly.
GAUGGACGGAAAUGUAGUGCAUCCUCACCCGGGAGUGGUACCGGGUGGCAUCCCAGGAGUGGUACAUGGCAUGGCGGUCCAUGGUGCAGGCCCUGAUGGCGAGCAUGCCCCUCACGGACCGCGUCGCCGCUACCAAAACAGACCUAAGCCUCCAAGCAACUUGGAACGCUUGCCCCUGGAUGAAGCUGCUAAACGGGAAAUGGAAUCUCUUCCAUUGAAGACACCAGUAUCUGUGCUUCAAGAACUACUUGCACGUCGAGGAACUGUGCCCAAGUACGAGUUGGUGCAGAUUGAGGGCAUGAUACAUGAGCCUACCUUCCGCUACCGUGUGACAGUUGCUGAUCUUGUUGAUGUAAUUACAGCUAUGGGUACGGGGCGCUCUAAGAAGGAAGCUAAGCAUUCCGCAGCUAAAGCUUUACUCGACAAACUUACUGGAGCUGCUCCUGCUGAUCAGUCUACAAAUGGCAACGUGCCUGAGACUGGAACUGUGGUGUCAUCGUUUGAAGAUAAAUUGAUGGGAAAUCCUGUUGGAUGGCUGCAAGAGCUGUGCAUGUCUAGAUUCUGGCCCCCACCUUCUUACCAUGCUGAGAAUGAUGAUAAUGUUAAUAGGCGUUUACCACAUGAACGCCAAUUCACCAUUGUGUGCACUCUGCUGAAGCGUCGUGAAGUGGGAACUGGCAAGUCUAAGAAACUUGCUAAGCGUCAGGCUGCUUACAAGAUGUGGCAAGCUCUGCAGGACAACCCACCAGAAUCAUUCCAACCAGAGGAAGAGGGCGGAGUCGCGGCCCGUUAUGCCGACUUGAAAGAUAGUAAAAUCUCCACUUUGACUACAAGUCACAGCCACAAGGUGUCGCAGUUUCACAAACAUCUCAAACAAUCUGUUGGCCCUAACCUGGCCAAGUUGCAGGUAACACCCCUUAAUAACAAGGACUUCAACUUUGUGCAAUUCUUGCAAGAAAUUGCAUCUGAGCAGUCAUUCGAAGUUACUUAUGUGGAUAUUGAAGAAAAGUCCAUGAUUGGUCGUUGCCAGUGCCUUGUCCAGCUAUCCACAUUGCCAGUGGCUGUUUGCUAUGGCUCAGGACUUACUAGCAAAGAUGCACAGUCGUCUGCGGCCCAGAAUGCUUUGGAAUAUCUGAAGAUCAUGACUAAAAAGUGA